Molecule: messenger RNA, 1734 nt
Organism: Aspergillus terreus NIH2624
Lineage: Eukaryota; Fungi; Ascomycota; Eurotiomycetes; Eurotiales; Aspergillaceae
Exons: 2
Coding region: 1-1734 (577 amino acids)
Molecular function (GO): oxidoreductase activity; copper ion binding
Source: RefSeq, a predicted model, not a curated record
AUGUUCCGCAAGUUGACCAGAUUAAUAUCGUUCCUUUCUUUGGUGCAGCCAUCUAUAGGACGGGCAGUCCUUCAUGAUGAAUCUUUCCAGCCAGACCAUAUACUGCGGGUGACAGCACAGACUUAUCGUCAGGCAUGCAUGAACAGAUACUCAGUCCUGGUUAAUGGGUCCUCUCCUGGCCCAGAGCUGCGUCUGAAGGAAGGACAAGUGAGUCGGAUUCGCGUUUACAAUGACAUGAAGGACGAGAACACGACAAUUCACUGGCAUGGCUUGACAGCGUUUACGGCUCCCUUUUCCGACGGAGCACCCGCAGCAAGCCAGUGGCCCAUUCCUGCAGGUAGAUUUUUCGACUACGAAGUCACGCCAGAAGUCGGUACUGCAGGGACUUAUUUUUAUCAUUCCCACGUUGGAUUCCAGGCUCUCACUGCUGUCGGACCGCUGAUUGUGGAGCCAUGGGACCGCCCGCUCUUUAAUUAUGACGAUGAACGUACGGUUAUGCUCUCGGACUUCUUCAGCGGGACCGACAAGCAGAUUGUGGAGGGUCUAAGGUCGAGUAACUUCACAUGGAGUGGAGAAACCGAAGGCAUACUGGUGAAUGGGAAGACUCGCCAGAACACAAACGACACCAACUUGUGCGAGUUGUCUUCAAUCUCCGUUGAGCCCGGAAAAUCGUAUCUCUUGAGAUUUAUCGGGGCCACCGCGCUAUCCUUUGUCUCGCUUGCCAUAGAAAGUCAUGACAUGCAUAUUGUCGAGGCAGAUGGCCAUUACACAAAGCCGUUAAACACUUGUUUUCUGCAAAUCGCUGGCGGUCAGAGAUAUAGCGUGCUGUUGAAGUCUAAGUCCGAGGGCGACUUGAGAAAUGCCAACAGAAGACAAUUCUAUAUGCAACUCACCACUCUGGCGCGACCGGAAGUCUUGACAAACUUUGCCGUUUUGGACUACUCGUCUGGCAUUGGCGUCGACGUGACCACCGUCCCUUCACCACCGCCGCUUCCUGUUGCAAAGCUCGUUCAAGGAUGGCUUGAUUACGAAUUAGAACCGUUCCACCCAGACCAGACAUUUCCCAAGCUGGAGGAGGUCACGCGAAGGAUCAUCAUCAACGUUCACCAGAAUGUCAGCGAUCAUGUCAUUUGGCUGCAAAACGGAUACGAUUGGGUGCAAACCUUGCCACAGGCUCCCUACCUGGUCGAUAUCUACACCGGAAAGCUCGACCCUGCUGAGACCUAUCACCGAGCAAUCUCGCGAGGCAAUGGGUUUGAUAAUGUUACGCGUACCUUCCCAGCUAAGAUGGGAGAAGUCCUCGAGAUAGUAUGGCAAAACCGAGGUACUGUCAACAAUGGGGGAGUUGACGCUCACCCGUUCCAUGCCCAUGGUAGGCACUAUUAUGACAUUGGGGGAGGAGAUGGUCUAUAUAAUGCUACGGCUAAUGAGGAGCGACUACGGACAUAUCAACCUAUCCAACGCGAUACAUCUGUCCUUUACAGGUAUCGAAAGGAAACGGAACCUCUCGCCCCAUCCGGGUGGCGAGCCUGGCGCAUCAGGGUGACAAAUGCAGGAGUGUGGAUGUACCAUUGCCAUAUACUCCAACAUAUGGUGAUGGGUAUGCAAACUGUCCUUACAUUUGGAGAUCGAGGUGACAUUCUUGCGCAGAUGGGCCCUGUUGAUCCGGGAUAUUUGACUUACGGAGGAUCAGCAUAUGGAAAUGCGACAUGGGCACCACGUGUACAGCAUUGA